AAGUUGCACGGUUACCAUGGAAACGGAAAACACUCACAGGGAGGAAGAGAGAAAUGCGAGCAGCGGAACAUUUUAACAUUUAGCGUUACUUUUUCUUUUCAUUCAGUUGUGUUUCCUCCUGUCAGGAUGGACUCCGAGUACCUGAAGCAGAAACUGGGUAAAUGUUUGGUGGAGGCUCUGGCGGAAGUCGUGGAGCAGAGGCCCAUGGACCCCAUCGAGUUUCUCGCUCACUUCAUCUACAAAUACAAAGAAAACAUGGAGUACGCCAAAAAGAAAGCUGCAAAUGAGAAGCAGCUGGAGGAGGAGGUGAAGAAAGCCAGAGAGGAGGCCGAGCAUCAGAAACGGCUGAAGGAGGAGGAGGCGCGAUUACAAGCCGCACAGGAGCUCACACAGGAGCAAGUAGCUACACCUCCUCCAGCGCCACUGCAAGAGAGACCCAGGAUGGCGGACCCUCCGAAGAUGGAGGUCCUGAUGGAGGCUGAUGGGACAAACGCCGGAACUGAAGCAGCUCCUCUAGAACCCACCACACUGCCUCAGGAAGAAGAACCAGAAGCACAGUCUGAAGCAGAGAGAGCAGCAGAACCUCCACCAGGUGCGGAGGAUGUAAAGAAGGCAGAGACGACGGAUGUGGAGAGAGCGCCCUCUAGAGCUGUAAAUGAGGACACAGAGGCAGCUGAGGAACCUGAGAAUGAGCCCACUCUGAGGGAUUCAGAUGGCUCGAUAGCUCCAGAUGUGGAUGAUACAGUCUCAGAUGAUGCAGCAAGACAUCCUGAAGAACCAGUGAGCGAGACAAAUCCAAGUCAAAGCCAAAUGGAAGAGGAGGAUUCAGGUGGAUCGAAUCCUCGAGACGUCGAUGGGACGGUCUCGGUAGACGACUCGGCGGUAAAUCCUGAAGAAUCGGUGAGAAUGAGCGAUACACGACCGAGCCAAAAACAAGCAGAAGAAGAGCAAGCAGGCGAUGACGCAUCACAAACUCUGAUCAAAUCAACAGAGGAAGAACCGGUCAAUCCAGAACCUUCUCUGAUGCUGCAGGACGACGCCGAGCUCAUACACACCGACGUCACCGAAGACCAAUCAGCAGCUCUGAUGGAGAGCGACGCUCCCGGACAGGAAGAGCCCGAGACCCUCACCAACCCGAGCACGCUCAAGGACACGGUGACGUUUCCGCUUGUCUCUGUGUCACUUGUGUGUUUAAGCGUCUUCUCUGCAAGCUUCAAACCGUGGAGGAAGAUGAAGAAGACUGAAGAUGAGGCAUAUCCUCUCCAGACAUGCUUUAUACUAUAUAGGUUUAUAUAUAUAGGUCCUCUGUAGCUCAUUUCUCACAAGAUUAAAUAUUGUUUUGCGGGA
Molecule: messenger RNA, 1347 nt
Organism: Ictalurus furcatus (blue catfish)
Lineage: Eukaryota; Metazoa; Chordata; Actinopteri; Siluriformes; Ictaluridae
Gene: dydc2
Product: DPY30 domain containing 2
Exons: 11
Coding region: 127-1311 (394 amino acids)
Cellular component (GO): Set1C/COMPASS complex
Source: RefSeq, a predicted model, not a curated record